Molecule: messenger RNA, 1739 nt
Organism: Pteropus alecto (black flying fox)
Lineage: Eukaryota; Metazoa; Chordata; Mammalia; Chiroptera; Pteropodidae
Gene: NUP35
Product: nucleoporin 35
Exons: 9
Coding region: 233-1165 (310 amino acids)
Biological process (GO): nuclear pore organization; NLS-bearing protein import into nucleus; regulation of DNA-templated transcription
Cellular component (GO): nuclear pore nuclear basket; nuclear membrane; nuclear pore central transport channel
Molecular function (GO): phospholipid binding; single-stranded DNA binding; structural constituent of nuclear pore
Source: RefSeq, a predicted model, not a curated record
GCCCCGGGGUGCGGUUACAGACUACCGCUCUUUGGUCACCUGGGCUUCUAGUUCCAGUUCGAUUCCUUCUGCUGAGCUUUGCCGAAGGAAUCUUAUUAAUGGACGCGUGAAUCGUGCGACAUUUAAUUAACCAGGUGAUGGCAGCCAUCGAGAUAUUGGCCUUAAUAAGAAGCCAGGAGUUCGCACGAUUUCCCCCGCCUUCAUCUUAGGAAAGUGAUCAGGAUCUGAACCAAUGAUGCUGGGUUCACCCACAUCUCCAAAGCCAGGGGUUAAUGCCCAGUUCCUACCUGGAUUUUUAAUGGGGGAUUUGCCAGCUCCAGUGACUCCACAACCUCGAACAAUUAGUGGCCCUUCAGUAGGAGUAAUGGAAAUGAGAUCACCUUUGCUUGCAGGUGGGUCACCACCACAACCAGUUGUACCAGCUCAUAAAGACAAAAGCGGAGCUCCACCAGUUAGAAGUAUAUAUGAUGACAUUUCCAGUCCAGGACUUGGAUCAACACCUUUAACUUCAAGAAGACAGCCAAACAUGUCAUUAAUGCAGAGUCCUCUUGUUGGAGUUACGACAACUACUCCUGGGAUAGGGCAAAGUAUGUUUAGUCCAGCAAACAUUGGACAACCACGAAAGACAACGUUAUCUCCUGCCCAGUUGGAUCCUUUUUAUACUCAAGGAGAUUCUCUGACUUCUGAAGAUCACCUCGAUGACACAUGGGUGACUGUGUUUGGGUUUCCUCAAGCAUCUGCUUCCUAUAUAUUAUUACAAUUUGCACAAUAUGGGAAUAUCUUAAAACAUGUGAUGUCUAACACAGGAAAUUGGAUGCAUAUUCGUUAUCAAUCUAAACUGCAGGCUCGGAAGGCCUUAAGCAAAGAUGGGAGGAUUUUUGGAGAGUCCAUCAUGAUUGGUGUAAAACCAUGUAUAGAUAAAAGUGUUAUGGAAAACAGUGACAGGUGUGCUUUGUCAUCCUCACCUCUGGCCUUUACACCACCAAUCAAAACCCUAGGUACACCAACCCAAUCUGGAAGUACUCCUAGGAUUUCUACCAUGAGACCUCUUGCUACAGCAUACAAAGCUUCUACUAGUGACUAUCAGGUCAUUUCUGACAGACAAACGCCGAAAAAAGAUGAAAGUCUUGUAUCCAAAGCAAUGGAGUACAUGUUCGGCUGGUAGUGUAAUAACAGCUAAGAACUGAACUACAAAGGAGGAGGCUGCUACACUAAAACAGUUAGCAGAGUACUGCCAGGUUUCCUUGGGUUAAUUAUAUAACCACUCUCGGCAGUAUUGGAUAGCUAUCUUAUACUUUCUUUAGAAGCCUUUUUCUUUAAGGAUACAACAUAUUUGUAGCUCGCACUUUAAAAGAUGAUUGAGAUAUGUUUUAAAGAAACAAAAACUCCCUGUAAACAGGAUUUUGUGCUUUCUGUAGUAGUGCAUGCUUAAGCACAAAAAAACUCAGCAUUGAUUACUAUAAAGUAUAUAAUUGAGUUUGAGAUGAAGCUUUGUAGUCUUCUUGAGUUGGUAAGGAGAAUUUCAUGAAGGGUAACUGUACAGCUGCUUCUAACAAAACACAGUUUAUAAUUAACAAUUUGAAUUAUGGCCUUUUAAUUUAGAUAGUAUUUAAUAUUUUAAUUAUCCUUGUUUUUAUAUGUCCUAUCAUGGACUGUCAUCUUUCAGUAUUCUUAAAAAGCCAGAACAGUCUUUUUAAAAACCUACUAAAGUUCUUGAUAAUAAACUUAUAUGUAUUGAA